Molecule: messenger RNA, 369 nt
Organism: Stomoxys calcitrans (stable fly)
Lineage: Eukaryota; Metazoa; Arthropoda; Insecta; Diptera; Muscidae
Product: 34 kDa spicule matrix protein-like
Exons: 1
Coding region: 1-369 (122 amino acids)
Source: RefSeq, a predicted model, not a curated record
AUGGUGGCCACAGCUGGAUUGCUGUUGAUUUGCAGCAAUUUACUAAGCAUAAGGGCGGAGGAGGCCACUACUAAUGGCUUAGCACCGGAAACACCAGCUGAGGAAGUGCAAGGACACGAAAAUACUUCGGCACGCAAAGCGAGACAAUUUGGAUUCCCACCUCCACCACCACCCCCACCAUUUGGUUUUGGCGGCCCUGGGUUUGGUGGUCCUGGUUUUGGUGGUCCUGGUUUUGGCGGUCCUGGUUUUGGUGGGCCCGGUUUUGGUAAUCCCUAUUUUGGUGGUCCUGGCUUUGGUGGCGGCUACAGACGACGUUUUAGAACCCGUUAUCGUGUUAGAUCUAGCAAUUUUGGUGUGUUUAUUGGUUAA